Molecule: messenger RNA, 1089 nt
Organism: Malassezia vespertilionis
Lineage: Eukaryota; Fungi; Basidiomycota; Malasseziomycetes; Malasseziales; Malasseziaceae
Gene: KIN28
Product: [pyruvate dehydrogenase (acetyl-transferring)] kinase
Exons: 3
Coding region: 1-1089 (362 amino acids)
Biological process (GO): protein phosphorylation; positive regulation of transcription by RNA polymerase II
Cellular component (GO): cytoplasm; nucleus; transcription factor TFIIH holo complex
Molecular function (GO): cyclin-dependent protein serine/threonine kinase activity; RNA polymerase II CTD heptapeptide repeat kinase activity; ATP binding
Source: RefSeq, a predicted model, not a curated record
AUGGCGAGCACUGCGACGCGCCAGCAUAAUGUCGCGGUGCGGUCCAAGUAUGACAAGAUAGACAAGAUCGGCGAAGGUACCUUUGCCGCCGUGUUUCUCGCGCGCAAUACGCAGACAGGCGCCAAGGUCGCGAUCAAGAAAAUAAAGACUGCUGCUGCAGGCACACGCGAUGGCAUUGACAUUACAGCAAUGCGCGAGUUCAAGUACCUCAAAGAGCUGCACCACCCAAACGUGGUAGCAUUGCUGGACGUGUUUUCCUCUGGAGGCGCGUCGCCGUCGAUCAAUUUGGUGCUAGAAUACUUAAAUACGGAUUUGGAAGCGACCAUCAAGGAUCGUUCGCUGCUCUUUUCCGCCAGCGACGUGAAGAGCUGGAUGCAGAUGCUGUGCCGCGGCAUCGAGUACUGCCACAGGAACUGGUGCUUACAUCGCGAUUUGAAGCCGAACAACUUGCUCAUCUCGCCGCAGGGCGAACUCAAAAUUGCCGACUUUGGUCUUGCGCGCGGGGCCGGUGAUCCCGGCGCACGUAUGACCUCGCAAGUUGUGACGAGGUGGUACCGUGCACCGGAGCUAUUACUGGGCAGUCGCGCCUACUCAGGGGGAGUCGAUAUGUGGGCGAUCGGUUGUAUUUUCGCAGAGCUGCUCCUCCGCACUCCAUACCUCCCUGGCGAGUCGGAUAGUGCACAGCUGACUACGAUAUUCCGCGCCUUGGGCACGCCUACGAGUGCGGAUUGGCCGCAGCACCAAUCUUUGCCGGGCUACCACAAGUUCGAACAGUUUCCCAAGCAGAAUCUCUCCCUGCUUUUCACCGCGGCGUCUACAGAAGCGAUCGAGUUUCUCGGCGCGUGCCUGCGGUACGAUCCGCUCAAGCGACUACGUGCGACUGAGGCUCUCCAGCAUGCCUACUUCCAGACAGGGCCACUUCCCACAUUGCCCGUCACACUUCCUCGCCCGGCAGCGUCGGUGGAACAAGACGCGCCCAGCGCGCCAGCGGCGCCGGCAAAAGCGACAAGCAACGGCGCUAAGCGGAUACUGCCCGCUGAAGAGGUGGAAAAACGCAAGCGCUUGGCGCACCGUCUCGCAUUCUCUUAG